Anopheles darlingi is the source of this 618-nucleotide messenger RNA. RefSeq lists its product as uncharacterized. Lineage: Eukaryota; Metazoa; Arthropoda; Insecta; Diptera; Culicidae. The transcript has a single exon. The record is from RefSeq and is a predicted model, not a curated record. Bases 87 to 497 code for a protein of 136 amino acids.
CGAACCAAAACAAACGUUUCACCGUGCUGCUCGUGUAGACCCGUCUGUGCGGCCACAAAGUCCCGGAUGCGGCCACUUUCGGCAGGAUGCGCAAAACGUGGGUUAAGCGCGACAACAUAUACUAUAAACCGUUCUACAAGCAGAAGCUCAAGCUCACGCUGAUCGGUGUGCUCGGACUGGGUAUCCUGUUCUUCGUCUACCAGCUGGUCUACAUCAGUCAGUUUCUGCCAUCGUCGUCGUCGUUGUCGUUGUCGUUGUCGUCGUCGGGGUCAUCGGGGUCGGCCUUGCUGGCCGCCCAGAUGCGGCCCCCGCUCCACGCAAAUAGUAAUAAUCCCGUUGCUUCGGCAGAACUGGGAGCGGACGGCGGCAGCCCACCAUCAGCAACACCGUUGGCGGCGAACGGGGGGCUACACGGCAGUAGUAAUUCGGACACCGGGCAGCACCAGUACGCCUACGUCGAACGGAUCGGGAACCACGAGCGUAUGAUCCUGCGGUAAGUGACAUCGCACCCCUCCCUUGCGCGCCGACCACCAUACAUCGAGAACACAUUUCCUUCCGUUCUUACAGUGGCAUCCGGCUGCGAGAUCUGGAUCACUACACGGAGCCUGCGUCCGUGUC